AUGCCCCCUCUUCCUUCCCGUCGCCCUUGCGUUAUCCCUUCCUCCCCUCGCCUUCAAUGUCCCCCCUUUCCUUCCCGUCGCCCUCACUAUCUCCCUUCCCUCACGUUGCAUUUUCCUUCCCGUCGCCCUCGCGAUAUCCCUUCCCCCUCCCCCCCCCUUCGUCGCCUUUCUUCUCUCUCCGCCCAUUACACACCUCGUCGCCUACGCUCUUUCUCUGAAACACCCUCCUCAGCGCCCUUUGUCCCCCCCCUGCCAUCACUUUUCUCGUCGCCUUCGCGCUCUCCCUCCCGUCGCCCUUGUAAUUUCCCCUCCCAUCCCGUCGCCUACUUCAUCUCCUUUCGCUCACGUCCUCCCCUCCCAUCAGCAUCGCGCUCACGUUCCUCCCUCCCCUCGCAAUCACGCUCACGUGCACCUGUCUUCGCAUCGCCUCCGCGCUCAAGGUCUCCCCUCCCAUCGCGCUCGCUAUCUCCUCCCCUUUUCUCGUCGCGCUCGCUAUCUCCCCCCCUCUCCCCGUCGCGCUCGCUAUCUCCCCCCCUUUUCUCGUCGCACUCGCUAUCUCCCCCCCUCUCCACGUCGCGCUCGCUAUCUCUCUCGCGAACUCACGAGGCUUCCCUUCCCUUCGUGAUCGUCAGCUCUCAUCCCCUUCCCGUCGCCUCACUUUCUCCCAUCCCCUUCCGUCGCCCUCACCUUCUCCCGUACCUUCCCGUCUUCCUGGUGUUCUCCAAUGCCCUCCGUCACCCUUCCUCUCUCCCCUGCCACCCCGUCGCCAGUUCCGGUUCCUCUAUCCCCAUCACCCUCUUUCUCUUCAUUCGCAUCACCUUGCCCAUCAUCAUUUCCCCCCGCUUUUUUUUUAUUCCUCCAUUCCCCGUUAUUGCACCUCUCACAGGCCCCAAGUCCAAGGCCGCACAUUGCUAG
Molecule: messenger RNA, 915 nt
Organism: Closterium sp. NIES-65
Lineage: Eukaryota; Viridiplantae; Streptophyta; Zygnematophyceae; Desmidiales; Closteriaceae
Source: the annotation of a GenBank genome assembly